AUGGGGGUCAGGAGUCUAGCCCUCUGCUCGCUGAUACAGAAGCUGACGGUCUGCGACGAUGACAAUGGCUACGCAUCUUGUGAAACCGGUUUCAUCCGGAUCGCCAGGCUCCACUAUGGCCAGAAACUCAAUGACGGCCGAUCUUGCAAUGACAUCGCGAUGACUUACUCACCUGCCGACACCAGGUGUCGCGGGCCGGAUAUCGACGUCAGACUACGUCAGCUACGAGACACGUGUAGGUACGAGCGCGUGUGUCGCAUCAUGGUGAACAGUACUCAGCUGGGAGAGAUCGAGUGUCCGUCCGUAGCAAGCUAUAUCUCCUGGAGACCCUACGUGGUGAUAGAGUAUUAUUGCAGCGCGGCAAGUUGGUGUCAAAACAAGGUGGAUCACCAUGGAACGAAAUGGGCGUUAAAGCCUGCCGGCUCGAUGGACCGACAGCCAUGCCCGUAUAUGGCCGAAGGAUCUGCGCGGCGGAAAUGCAUCGCCGACGACGACGGCGACGGCCGAUGGUGGUCGCCGGACUACUCCGCCUGCGUGCGACGUCAGUUCAAGACGCUGAGCGAGAACACGGUGACGCUGAUCGACAGCGGCAGCGCCUACGUCGCCAGCGACGUGCUCGAGGAGACGCUGACGCUGUCCGAGAUUGAUCUGAAACUCAGCGGCGACCUGGUCGCCAUCACGAAAGCCAUGUCGGCAAUGUUGGACUAUUGGCGGAGCAACAAUCUUCGACCGAGUGAGGAUUUCAUCACAAUUACUAGCAACCUGCUGCAGGAAGAAAACGCAAAGCUGUUCCAUAACCUAGAAGAGUUAGGUGAAGGAACGUCUAAAUUAUUGAUGGCAGUCGGAGAGUAUAGCCGUUCCUUGGUUAAUUCACUGGCACCCGGUGAACAGUCGCUGACCACAUCAUCGAACAUCGUCGUACACGCUGAGGUGCAGAGCAGUGAUCAGCUACACGGCUACAUCUUCCCGGCUAACAGUGGUGAUACUACAAGCAGCUAUGAGCGUAAAGACAACGUGCCAUCGUGGUUGGCAGACGCCGGCACCAACGUCAAUCUGACCGCCGAAACGCUGCGGCUCUACGCAGACGGGCAAACUGGUAUAAAAAUAUUCAGCGUUUUUUAUAAAAACGUUCAAGAUAUCGUUAAUCAAUGGGAAACCGAUCGUCUCGUUAAUUCGCUGGUAACCGAGGUUAGCGUGGAGUCAGUAGGCGGGAAAACUUCCCCUUCUCAAACGCUGAAACCUCCAGUGAGACUAACCUUCCAGCAUCAGUACGAGUGGGACAAUACAAGCAAGCCAGAGUGCUGUUUCUGGGACUUUAAUUUACCUGCCGUCGCUUGUACGGUGAUAGCCGUCCUCCUACAUUACCUGUAUUUGGUCGUGUUCUGUGCUAUGCUGGCGUCUGGCGUUCACCUCUACAUCAUCAUCAACAGCAUCACGCAGCAGACGAUGCGCAUAGUCCACUACUUGGUCAUAGCAUCGUGGGUUACACCUGUUGUCAUAGUGACAAUCUCGCUCGCGGCUACCCAGUCGGAAGGCUACGGCAGCGCUACCUACUGCUGGCUCUCUAUUCACAACAUGCUCAUCCUGGCGUUUAUUAUCCCAGUUGGAGUUGUGGUGUGCGUCAACGUUUUGCUGCUGGUUCUUGUAUUCCGCACUAUGUUUCAAUCGCGAUCCGUGCAAAAGAAAUCCAACGUAGAGAAAGCUGGGACAGCGUUACGCAGCCUGUGUGUGCUGAUUCCUCUCCUCGGACUGACAUGGACUUUCGGAUUUUUUGCAAUCUACGAUACAACUCUCGUGUUUCAAUAUUUAUUUGCAAUUUUCGGCUCUGUGCAGGGAGUGUUCAUAUUUGUGUUCCACUGCGUAUUGAACAAGCAAGUCCGCGAGGCUAUAUCGCAGAGGUGGCGCCAAUACCGGACGGUGGCGAGAUUUCGACGCGGAACCGAUGUACAGCGUACUGGCGUUACGAAUCUACGUGGUUCUGAACCCUCAAACGCCAGAUUUAAGACAUCAAAUGCGCUUUCGUCCGAAUCCGCUGAAACCGACUCCCGCUUCGCUACCACUAUGACGGACGCCUCCGCGUCGGAAAACCUACCACCAGUCAAGAAACCGAUCGUCGGGAAAGUAGUGAAAGUCGAGUCACCGUUUGCCGUCUCUUACGUGCUUGUCGAGCAGGGUUCUACUGCAGGAGACACAAAAUCGACGGAUGCCAAUAGUAAAUAGUAUGAUCGUGGCUGACAUUAGGAGGUCAACGAGUAUACGCGAUGUGACCUUGAGCGCAUAUGUGUCAGAAGAGUUGCACGGCGGAUUAUGUAUGACCCUUUCGGUCAAUAUUAUAUCUAUAAAACAGUUUCACACAAGUCAUGUAAAUCAACAAAAUGCGUACGUCAAGGUGAAGAGCCAUCGCUGUGUUCAAUAAUGAUAUAUCCGCGAUGCACACAUUCGAAAUAUACGUAAUCGAUAUUUUGAAUCGUAUUGGUUCGGAAAAAUCAAGCGGGGCUACGUGGGCAAAUAUCGUCGCGAAGUUGAUAGUUAUAUGGUCCUUAUAAUUAUCUUGAACCGAUUGAAUUCGUGCGGCAUAGAGUCAGUGCGACAUAGAUUUAUAUGCGUUUUUGAAAUACACAGAACUGGUGUAUGCCGAACAUGUUCACACCAGGUUUACCACUAUUGGAAUAUCCGUUAAUGCCGAAUAGUUUGGUGUACGUUAACAAAAUGUGUAUGUCGUAUUUGACAUAGCCACUUAUACAGAACAGUUUGAAACGUUAAGGGUUUAAUUCCCCAUUGGGCCAAUUGAAAACGUAUUGCAAUCAUGUGUCUGUUGCGUCAGCCAAUAGGAGACGAGUAUUUUGAUUAAAGACCCAUCUGCGCACGUGCAAUCUCGGUUCGACAACCAUUCAAUUUAAACACCGGUGUAGUUUAAUUUAUUGUUAUUUUAAGUGUUAUCAGGCUUUUAACAAGCUAUCUUUGUAUCUUAACAAGUUUCUACGUACUGUCCACUGUCCUCUAUUUUAAAUGUCGCAACCGAAUUUCACGUAUAUCAUAGAACAAAUAACAGCGUUAUACCAUAUUUUACUACAUAGAAUAGUAUAUCUGAGAUAUCCUCUUAAAGAAAUCUAUUCAGGAUAGCGUUGAAAAACGAUAUAUAAUAUUAUCAUACAUUGUAUGCAUAAAUUCUUAUAUACAUUAUAUUAUUGACUAUGAAUGUUAUACUGUGUAAUACUAUGUAAACUAUAGUAUACACGUAAAAUAUUAAA
This is a messenger RNA of Priapulus caudatus, 3251 nucleotides long. RefSeq lists its product as uncharacterized. The coding region runs from base 1 to 2220 and encodes 739 amino acids. The record is from RefSeq and is a predicted model, not a curated record. Lineage: Eukaryota; Metazoa; Priapulida; Priapulimorpha; Priapulimorphida; Priapulidae. Gene Ontology annotation, cellular component: membrane. The transcript has 20 exons. Gene Ontology annotation, molecular function: G protein-coupled receptor activity. Gene Ontology annotation, biological process: cell surface receptor signaling pathway; adenylate cyclase-activating G protein-coupled receptor signaling pathway.